CCGGACGUACUUUUUCAGUGUUGCUGAUGAGACAGCGAUCUGAUGUCGUCUACGGUGGAUUAGUUAUAAAAAUCUUUGAUCUAACGUAACCGAACACUGUCAACUUUCGUCAAGCUGGGCUUGUAUUGCGCUGAAAUCGUCGACAACGGUAUGCGUAAUGUCUGUGGCCGAGAUGGCAGUGACUGUGCAGACUUAUUGGAGCAAAUAGGUGUUAUCCAACAAGAACAAGACUUGUCAACAACUGACGUCAGCUAGCGAGCUAACGUUAUAGCUGCAGUGCAGUCUCUUGGACCGGAUUGCCCUAACGUUACCCCUGCACACUUUUUAAUUGAAAGAAAGGACUCUUGAGGUCAAAAGAUGUUUUUGGUGGGGUUGACGGGAGGAAUCGCCUCAGGGAAGAGCACUGUGUCCUCUCUGCUGCGAGAGCUUGGCUGCCCCAUUAUCGAUGCCGAUGUGGUGGCUAGAAAAGUGGUGGAGCCCCACAGUCCGGCCUACUGCCGGAUCGUGAAGCACUUUGGCCCCGAGAUCCUGCUGGAAAAUGGGGAGAUCGACCGGCAGAAGCUGGGUCAGCUCAUCUUCGCCAGCGAGGACAAGCGGCGCCUGCUUAACUCCAUCACCCACCCAGAGAUCCACAAGGCCAUGCUCAAACAGAUCUUAUUUUUCUUCCUCCGAGGUUAUCGCUACGUGGUGCUAGACGUGCCCCUGCUCUUCGAGACGAGGCGUCUCACCCGCUUCCUUAACCACACUGUGGUGGUGUACUGUGACCCGGCCACCCAGCUGUCGCGCCUCAUGAACCGGGACGGGCUGACCCAGGAGCAGGCGGAGCAGCGUGUGGCCGCCCAGAUGCCCCUAAAUGAGAAGCGGGGAUUGGCCAGUCACGUGGUGGAGAACUCGGGCAGCCGCGAGGACACCCAGCGCCAGGUGCUGCGGCUGCACACCAAGCUCGAGGACUCUAUGGAGUUCCUGCUGGCCAGGGCCAUCGCCAUAGCGACCGCAGCCGGCCUGGGCGGACUACUUCUAUACGCCGCCAAAUUGCUGGCGUCUUAGCGAAUGGAGUGAGAGUUUGACGGGAGUCGCCCUCCUAUGGCAAUGCAGUGUUGAAUUGUGAUUGAGACUGCGGCACUUUGAACUUAAGCCAUAGCAUGUAACCGACCACUGGGCCCAGCACGUGUGGUGAGAGGUCCAAUAGUCGGUUAUGUGUUAUGGCUUGAGUUGAAAGUUCGCAAGCAGUUUGUACUUAGAAAGUGGUCAAGUAACGUGAGAUGUUUUCUUGUGUAAAUUCCUUAUUGCUCUUUGAAUGCUACAGGAAACAGUGAACACCUAGGUUUCCUUGGUUUGCAUUUUGAAAGCCAAGAAGUUAUUUGGGAAAAUAUUUUUGGAGUCACUAGACUGCUUUUUUUUAAAGCAAAUAUAUUUUCUGUAUGAGAUAUCUGGACAGAAUAGUUCAGCAUGGGCUGAGAAGCAAUGCUGGUGAUGUAAGAAUGUUUUUAGCUCAUUGUGCCUAUUUGUUUUACAUGUUAAAGGGAUAGUUCACUGAAAUUGCAUAUUUACCUUUCGUGAGUGGUCUAUGGACCUGGAGAGUCAGCGACCGAAGAUUUUUAUUUCUUAAAAUGAAAUGUUAUUGUUUGCGUACACAGUUUAACAAGUGCUAUAUAGUGGGUGCAGCGAUAUGCUUAUGUUCCUAUCGAUCGGUGGAGUAAAUUUCAACAAGCACACAAUAAUCGCAAAUUUAUUUUUUAAAUGUUUUAUGUAGUACAGCAAUGGAUGUAUAAAUAGUAUGUAAAUAUUAUUAAAGUGACCAGUGGUCAUUGACUAUGUAGUAGUCCCUAAGGUGCAGGCUAGAGUACCCGGUGGCCAGCUAGUGAUAGUGACUGAGGGGCAGAGUAGGGUAGUGGGCAGAUAGCACAGUACUGGGUGGAGGCCAUCUAGUGGUGGCUAUUUAACACUCUGAUGGCCUGGGAAUAUAAGCUCUUUAUCAGUCUCUCGGUCCCAGCUUUGAUGUACUGUCUCUGUCUUCUAGAUGGUAGCGGGGUGAACAGUCCGUGGCUCGGGUGGCUGAGGUCCUUGAUGAUAAUGUUGGCCUUCCUGUGACACCGGGUGCUGUAGAUAUCCUGGAGGGCAGGCAGUGUGCCCCCGAUGGUGCGUUGGGCUGACCGUACCACCCCUAGAGUGCCCUGCUGUUAUCGACGGUACAAUUGCCGUACCAGGCGGUUAUACUGCCUGACAGGAUGCUGUCAAGGGUGCAUCUGUUGAUGUUUGUAAGGGACUUAGGGGUUGAAGAGGUGUUGUUGCGCCUUCUUCACCACAUUGUUGGUGUGAAGGGAUCAUUUCAGGUCUCUGUCAAUUUGGAUGGGGGUGUCCUCUCUCUGCUGUCUCCUGUAGUUCACGAUCAGCUUUUGUUGACGUUGAGGAAGAGGUAUGGUCAGAUUUCCGAAGUGAGGUUAGGGCCUUGUAGCCAUCCCGGAAGGGAGAGUAGCAAUGAACAAGAAUUUUCGCACCAUGAGUAGCAAAGAUGUUGAUAGCAUUUUGGUAGUGUUUUCCUCAGAUUUCCUUUAUUAACGUCCCCAGCUACAAUAAAUGUGCCUUCAGGAUAUGCGGUUUCUUGAGUGCCGUCGCAGUGUCUGCUUGUGAGGAAAUGUACAUGGCAGUGACUAUUACCGAAGACAAUUGUCUUGGGAGGUAAUGUGGUCGGCAUUUGAAGGAGGUAUUCCAGAUCGGGAGAACCAAAGGACUUGAGUUCCUGUACGUUACCCAAUAACACCAUGAGUUGUUUGUCAUGAAACAUGCUCCUUACCUUUGUUUUUCCCGGAUAGUUCUUUGUUCCUGACCACACAAUGAACGUAGGACCACGCUGGUUCUAUGGACGGGGACAAUUUAUGGUGAGUGACCACCAAUCUAAUAUCCAAAAGUGAUUUUCGCCUGUAGGUAAUAGAGAAAAUAAUGUAAGAAAUAAUACAAAAAAACUAAAAUACUGCAAAGUUGUCUAGGAGCUAGAAGCAGGGCAACUAUGUCUGUUGGCGCGAUCUUUAAAGUUGUUUACUUAGUGUUAACGGUGUUGGAUACUGUUAGAUUCUGCAGUAAACUUGGAACAUCGUUAUACUCAGAAGUAUAGUAUCUAAGGAGUGAAAGAGACUGGUUUUUACAUCAGAAGUUAAUGGUUAUCUGUAGGAGCCAGAUGGCUUUGGAAUGUAUUGGAUGGAUGGGAAGAAGUCACAGGAGUGCUACAGGGGAUACGGAUGGACAUCUGUGGAUUAGGCAAAUGAGGGGUUGAGGUAAGGUCAGAUCCCCUUAAGGGAGAAAUGAUGGUUUAUUACCCUAUUACUUAGUCUUCCUGUUGAACCAUAAAGUAUGUAAGGAUUUGAGAGAAGGAGGAGUGCCUAAAUUGGAGUUUAUAUACUUGUGGUGGUGGAAACAUGUUUUGUCUGAAUGCAGCUGUAUUGACCCUCUGGGCUUUCAUAAUGUGUGUUUUUACUCUGAGAAUUAGAACCUAACAACACAAAGCAAUGGGAAUGGUAGGGAAUUGGAAUGAAGUGACUGAGUUGAUUUGGGAAUGCUUCGAUCAUGCUACCAUGGCUCCUAUAAGUCUUAUUAUUUUGCGCGCAACAAUGCUAAUGCUAAUAUCUGAGAAAGUAAACUCCCAGGUUCCAUAGAUUACUUCCUGUUUAUCAAUAAAAUUAGGUACAUUUGUGAUUUAGGAUAAAUAUAAUUUUAAGGAUGGGGUAACUAUGUAAUAUGGAUAAAGUAAUCAGCUUUUAAAAUAUUUGAUUGACUCUGUGAUGACGCUAGAAUGAAGACAUAGGUGAUGUAUUCGACAAUCCACUUUUCAAACUAAAGAGUUUUCUAAGCGGUCGAAGGAAUGAAGAUGAAGACUUCCUUGAUGCCACUGUGUCUUUUCUAACCACUUGAAGCUACAGUAUCUUCUGUACUUUUUCAGUCAACUCUAGUUUUUAUUUUUAUUUUUUACAUCCGCACACAUGAGGAACUAAAAGAUUUGAUCUGUUUUAUCAGCUGCUGUAAAAAAAAAAAAAGUCAAAGAAGAAUGUCAAUGAUCUCUUAUCCAUGUCUGAAAAUAAACAGAACUAUAUUACUACAA
Messenger RNA from Oncorhynchus mykiss (rainbow trout), 4093 nucleotides. RefSeq names its product dephospho-CoA kinase domain containing (gene dcakd). NCBI's taxonomy places the organism in Eukaryota, Metazoa, Chordata, Actinopteri, Salmoniformes, Salmonidae. The record is from RefSeq and is a predicted model, not a curated record. Gene Ontology annotation, biological process: coenzyme A biosynthetic process. Gene Ontology annotation, molecular function: dephospho-CoA kinase activity; ATP binding.